Molecule: messenger RNA, 606 nt
Organism: Anarrhichthys ocellatus (wolf-eel)
Lineage: Eukaryota; Metazoa; Chordata; Actinopteri; Perciformes; Anarhichadidae
Product: BMP-binding endothelial regulator protein-like
Exons: 6
Cellular component (GO): extracellular region
Molecular function (GO): protein binding
Source: RefSeq, a predicted model, not a curated record
UCAGGCUGCAUGUUGGAUGGGAGAUCUUAUAACAGCUCAGUUUCCUGGACCAGCUCCACCAAACCCUGCAUAACCAGACGCUGUCAGGAAGGUGUCGUCACUGAGGCGGACGUCCAGUGUGUCGUCCACUGCAAGAACCCCAAGAUCCACCCCAAGAAGUGCUGCCCCACCUGCCCCAGUUGCAUCUUUGAGGGUCGCCUGUACAAAGAGAAGGAGGACUUCAGUCCUGAAGUCAAACCCUGCAUCAAGUGCACCUGCACUGGGGGACGGACUCUCUGCAUGAGGGAGGUGUGUCCUGUCCUGUCCUGCCCCGCCCACCUCAGCCACACCCCGCCGGGACAGUGUUGUCCCAGAUGUCUCGGUCAGAGGAAGGUGUUUGAUCUGUCUUUAGGAAGCUGUCUGUUCCACAGCGAAGUUUACGAGAACGACACGUCCUUCAUACACGACAACUGCACCACCUGCACCUGCAAGGAUUCCACGGUCGUGUGCAAGAAGCAGUGCUCACAGCCGGGGGUCUGCCACAGCGACCGGUGCUGCGAGGAGUGUCUGUCCUACGUGAAGGUGGAGGAGGUGAAGUACUGCAGAGUCCGGAACAAGAUCUACAGG